UCCGUGGCUCUUCACUUCUGGUGACAGGCUCCGCAGUGCUGAUGAAAAUAUGUCCGUUAAGGCAUUAAGAUGCGGGGCUUUCCUGUUCAUUUCUGUGCUGGCGGUCUCAUUAAAGACCUCGUGCGCGCAGAGCGAAUGCAGCGUGGGCGAGCUGUGGGCCACUUACGUGACGCAGAACAAGCUGACGGUGAACUGGAAUAAGAACCCUGGCUGCGUGUAUAAGUACAACGUGUGCCUGCGGGCGGCGGGGGGCAUUCGCGAGCAGUGCGAAACCCUCUACAACUUCUUCAUCCAAUGGUCGGCCAGCAGCCUGCAGCCGUGCACCAACUACACCAUCAACGUGGCGGCCGUCGGCACCGAUGGGGCCCGCGGUCCCAACGCCACGCUCGACGUCGUUACCGCUCCGGACCCGGUGAUCGGCGUGGACGUGGUGGAGCGCUCCGACGACUACCUGAUCGUGGACUGGUCGCCGGCCAGCUCGACCUGCGCGCGGCAGUACGCCGUGACGUGGUGCGCCCUGGUGGACUACGGCAGCAGCUGCCGCGCCGCGGGCGCCGCCAACAUGUCGGCGGGCAGUACGGAGCUGCGGCUGGACGGCCUGGAGGCGUGCACCAGCUACCGGGUGUCGGUCAGUGCCCAGGGGGGGCAGGGGGCGUCCGACGCCGUCAGGACCACCGGCUCCACCAGCUCCGUCGGCUUGUCGCCAGUCACCGGGUUGUCUGUGAGCCUGAGGGAGAUGGGCAAGUGGCAGCUGAACUGGGACGUGCCCUCCAAGGGCGUCAACUGCAUCGACUACUACUACGUGUGCACCGAGAUGUCCGGCGACAGCACCAUCCACUGCGGCGUCAGCUACAACAACAGCCUGUCGUCCAAAGUGCAGCACCCUUGCCAGGACUACACUGCCAACGUCUCCAUGCGCCUGCGGUCCGGCGGGUUCUCGGACAACGCCACCAUCUCGUUCCAAACAAGACCGGGCGACCCGACCAGCCCCGAGGCCAACGCCACGGCGACCACCAUCUCGCUGGAGUGGCGCCGCUCGUACAACAACGACUCGUGCGUGGCGUCGUACCUGGUGAGCUGGUGCCAGAGCGCCUACCCGGAGGACUGCGACGCCGAGCACCGCGCCUCGGUCGCCUUCGACCCCAACAACACGCGCCACGCCAUCGAGGGCCUGGAGUCGUGCACGCUGUACCCGGUGGCCGUGGAGGCGGUGAGCCGCGCGGGCGAGCAGUCCGAGCCGGCGACCAUCAGCGUCCGCACCAAGGUCGACGUGGCCCCCGGCGCGGUGCGCAACCUGCGCACGACGCGCGUCACCGCCGACAUCAUCAGCGUGGCGUGGCAGCAGCCCAGCAACUUCAAGUGCGUGUCCGGGUACAGCGCGUGCGUGCGGCGCACGGCCGACUCGGCGGGCGAGGCGUGCGAGGACCUGCCGGCGGCGCGCGUGCGCUGGAGCACCAGCUCCGCCCUGGAGCCGUCCACCAGCUACACCGUGGUCGUGGCGCCCGUCGACUACGACGGCAACCGCGGCGCCAACGCGUCCGUCUCGGUGCUGGCGCGCCGGGCCCCCUCUCCCUAGUUCCUCCUCCCUAUCCCCCCCUCCCCGCAACCACGCAGACCGAGCAUAACAGCUCGAGUGUACUUUAACAGUAAAGCGACGAAUAAUAAUA
Molecule: messenger RNA, 1667 nt
Organism: Bacillus rossius redtenbacheri
Lineage: Eukaryota; Metazoa; Arthropoda; Insecta; Phasmatodea; Bacillidae
Product: collagen alpha-1(XIV) chain-like
Exons: 7
Coding region: 50-1576 (508 amino acids)
Molecular function (GO): protein binding
Source: RefSeq, a predicted model, not a curated record